Messenger RNA from Hippocampus comes (tiger tail seahorse), 6580 nucleotides. It is a transcript of the gene thada, whose product is annotated as THADA armadillo repeat containing. Bases 327 to 6113 code for a protein of 1928 amino acids. Gene Ontology annotation, biological process: tRNA methylation. The transcript is spliced from 38 exons. Gene Ontology annotation, cellular component: cytosol. The record is from RefSeq and is a predicted model, not a curated record. NCBI's taxonomy places the organism in Eukaryota, Metazoa, Chordata, Actinopteri, Syngnathiformes, Syngnathidae.
UUGAGCGGAGUUGCGGAAAACCAGUGCCGCGUGCAGCAAUCUGCAGAAGCCGAGUUCGUCCUAUUGAUCAGUAUUUAUAUCUUGACAUGAUUCAAGCUUUUACUUUGUGUCAAAAAAUAAUAGUUUUAUCUUUGGUCUGCUGAUAUAUUACACAGAUCGUUACCGCGGUACUAGCGAGGAAAACCUGCGAGCAGCAGCCAAUUUAUGCUUUGACAGCACUCUAAAAAGUAGUGUUGGUCACUGAGCACGUUUGCUGACUUGUUGCUGACUUGCGGAUUCAAGGUGCAACAUUGUUUUCAAAUGCUGAGUUUGAAUGCUGCUGUGCUAUGGUGGUGAAAAAGAAGAACCCCAAAGUCGAGGCUUUGGUUUUGGACGAAGAGACAUUGCACAUGCUGUUAGCAUCUCUCUCUGUGGAUGGAGGGCACGAUGGCGUCAGGCAGGUCGCCAAAACUUUACAGUGCUGUUUAGAGCUGAAAGAGCCAGUGCAACAGAUCCAGCAGGUCAAAAAGGCUGGUUUGCUGCUGGAGACACUCGACGAAGAGCAAUGCGAUGGAGAAAUCUUAGGAGCUUGUCUGCAGACAUUGGCUCUGAGCUACAUUUCCCUGCAAGCCAAGAACCCCUUGCGACGUGCCAUUACCAGUGCCCUGAGUUCAGUACCAACCUGGCUUCAGGAACAAACGAUAACUUGUCUGUCCAAGUGCCUGUCAGACUCUUUGUCUGAUCCAACACCAGACCAAUACUCGCAUGUUGUGGAUGCCAUUACUGCCUGCAUGGAUGGCUUCCCUCUGGGCGAGAGAUGUGUCAGUAAACUUCUUCCAGAAGUUUUGCAGUUUCUGCACAAGGGAUUACGCGAGUAUCUUAAUCAAAACAGGGGCAUCGCAGGCCGUCACAUAGCUCAAGCCCAGUUGAUGCAUUCCUGUUUGGCCGCAGUGAAAACAUCAAUGCUGGUCAUCCAGAGGUGCCAAGGUUCAAUUAGUUCUGCCAUCACGAUCCACCAGACACUGAAAGAUACACUUAAUAGCCUCCUGGACUGCUACAUAAGUAUCAUUACCGAUGAGGAUUUUGUGCAAGCAGUUCAGAGUACAUCUGGCAUGGCCAUUGUCUUAUUAAUCAGAUCUGUGAUGGGCUCUGGAGAUGAAGUUGCCUUUGUGGUUUGUAGUUUGCUUCGUAGCUCAGUAAAUGGCUUGGACUCUGCCCCCGUGUGGAUUAAGAAGAGUUGUGAGAGCUUGUGUACCAGUGCUCGUCCGCCAGGUGUUUCUUUGUAUCUGUGUCAUGGGGCACUGGCAAUGCUGAGUUGGAAAGGCUCCCCCGCAGGCCCACACUGGGAAACACUGCUCCUCUUGGUCCCAAACACACUCCUGGAUUUGGAUGUCAGUAUAAAAGAGUCCAGUACCGUUUUGCUGGUAGUUCGGGUCCUGAUGCUGUGGAGCAGUGCUGCCCUGGACUGCAUGCAGGGUCAGAGGGCGCUCUGUGCCCUCAGUCUCCAGCAGUCAUUCACUGGCGGCUCUGAUUUACACCGACGCCUCCUGGAGCAUAUCUACUCCCACUGGGAACAUCCCUUAGAUGGAGUCCGACACCAAACAUGCUCCCUGUUUCGCAACCUCCUCCUCCUCCAUCAACAUACCAUUUCUUCUACCUCUGAGUCAAAUCCGGACAGCUAUGUCAUGGAGCUCACGCAAAGACUGUUCCAGCUCGAUUGGCACAUGCGGGGAAAAUACGGAGCCUUGGGCUGCCUUGUGGAUCUUUAUGGUGCUAGAUACCUGCUUCAGAUCCAGCCACCGCUUCCUUCACAUCUCCUGGGUCUGAUGAGUGACCAAACUUUGGCUCCGUAUGCCAGUGACCUUCUGGAGAAGCUUUUCAUCAGCCAUAAAGAACAGCUUGCCGCUGAAGCCUCGACAGAAAAAGGGACCACUGCAGAAGACUGGAUGGAGCGUUGGCACCGGAUGUGGGUUACGCCCCUACUACAGGUGCUGUGUAGUGCGAGAGUGGAUGAGACCACUUACAUUCUGGAUUAUUUCCUACCCAAAUUGCUGCGCUGCAGCCCAUCGAGUCUGACACACAUGGUGCAGGCAUUGCAAGACAGACUUUCCUGCUGCAAAGAUUCAACUGGAAGCAGGGGUGCACUCGGGGCCCUAAUGACAUGCCUGCGGGCAGCCAGGUCUCAGGGUGUGAUACAGACCUCGGCCGAGGGUCUAUGUGAGGAACUGGUGCCCUUCAGCCUGGUUCGGCAAGCGCUCAUACAUAAACAUGAUCAAGUGAGAAUGGAUGCUUUAGGCUUGGUGUGUGAAAGCCACCGAAGCACUGAGGUUUUGACAUCACAGGAAAUGGAUCUUAUUCACCACUUCUUGGUUCCCAACCUCAACAGCCAGUCACCAAGUGUCAGACAGCAAGUGGUCAGCCUUUUCAAGAAGAUGCUCUGCCGAGUAAAGGACAGUAUGCAGCUGUUGCUAAAGAGACAGAGUCAAGAGAGAGAACAGGAGCAAAGAGCCAAAGACCAGCAGAGUAUAUCUCUUUAUAAGGAAUUUCUGCACAAGUUAUGCUCAAAGUUGUUUGAUGUUUUGCUUCCUGGAGCUUCUUUCUCGAAAUGCAUCAUGUCCCUCCACUUGCUUGUCCUGCUGGCUGAACUCUUCACUUUUGAUGCAGGGCCUGAUGGGUUUGCCCUUGGUGAAGUUGUGACCUCUACUUAUGCUCAGAAUGUGCUCUACUGUGUUGCAAGCAACUUCAUGGAAGUCAAAAUGCUGGCUACAACAUUGUUAUGGAAACUUCCUCUGUCAGCACUGGGACUAGAGGAACCAGACGUGAUGCGUGGUCUACUUCAGGCUGCGCUAGAUCUGAGCACCAGCACCAAGCCCUUUGACAGUGUAACGGCUGCCCACCUGCUCAACCUGCUGCUCCACCAGCCCAAUUUGAGUAUGGCACUACUGCAUUGUGCCCAGGAGCAGGGAUUUGACUUCCAGCAUCCCUCCUCAUUGCCACAGGCACCUAAUGUCCAGGAGCUUAACACUUUAUCUGUGGUGCAGUUCUUGCUGUGCUGUCUGCAGUCAGAGGUCUCCAAAGCGGAGUGUUGCCUUUUGCAGGCAGCAGCUUCCUAUCCUCUCUACGGCCGGGCCCAUUGCAUCACUGCGGUCCUUCGGAAUCUCAACACAGAGUGUUUACGUCACACAGAGGAGUGGAGGCGACUGGUGUCGGAGCUCAUCGCCACCUGUUACAGAUUGUCAGAUGUGGUUUCUCCUGUUGUCCAGAGCUCUUCCCCUGAGGGUCUCAUCCCCAUGGAUGUUGGCACAGUAACAGACACAUCAGCGGGACUUCAGAAGAUCUUGCACGAAAUUCAGCCAAGGGACACCAAUGAUUUCUUCACCUGCGCCAGAGAGCUGGAUACACAAAAUGAAGAGGACCAGGAAGAAACUCAGAUUGCACGCAUAGUGUCACCUGACACCAGUGGCGAGGGCUACAGGGUGACAGCCCAGAUGGUGCUGGUGUGUUGCUGGCGGAGCAUGAAGGAAGUGGCCAUGCUGCUGGGGCAGCUGUGUCAGAGUCUACCACUGCACUAUACCAAUGACAACACACACACACAUCCUGGGCUCAUCACAGAGGAACAGGUGGCUUGUAUUGGCUUGUAUUUCCGUCAGCAGCUCCUGCAGUCCCGUCAUCGUGGUGCCUUUGAACUGGCUUAUGUGGGCUUUGUUCGCCUCACUGACAUGCUAUGCAGGAGUGGCAGUAAAGUUCUGCAACAGCUUCCAGCUUGCUGGUUAUCUGAAGUUUUGGAAGAGGUCAAAUCUAGUGACCCGUCGUCCAAACUGUGUGCCACACGACGCAGCGCUGGAAUACCCUUCUAUAUUCAGGCUCUUCUCUCUUCUGAGCCAAAAUCCUCCAGUUGCAGUCUGUUAAAAAUGACCAUGAGGGAGCUGAUUACUCUCGCCAUGCCUUCCGCUAACAGAAAUACAGACGCUUCCACUGUUCCUCAGGUCCACGCUCUGAACAUCCUGAGAGCUCUUUACAGGGACACUCGUCUGGGAGAAAAUAUAAUUUGUUUUGUGUCGGAUGGAAUGCAGGCUGCUGUACUUGGCUUCACCUCUCCUAUCUGGGCAGUAAGAAAUUCUUCAACUCUUCUCUUCAGCACUCUGAUCACAAGGAUUUUUGGGGUGAAGAAAGGAAGGGAUGAACACUCGAAAAAAAACAGAAUGACUGGCCGUGAGUUUUUCACUCGUUUUCCAGCCCUGUAUCCAUUUCUUCUCAACCAACUCAAGGAGGCAGCUGUCUCAGUGGAAAGUGACAGUGGUCAAGUGAAGCUGCAUCCCAGUCUCUUCCUGCUUCUGCUGGUGCUCAGCCGAAUUUACCCGUCUCCAAUGGAUGGCUCCUCUUCACCUCUGGGACUUGCCCCAUUCAUGCCUUUCAUCAUCAGAUGUGGCCGUUCAGCAGUGUAUCGGACCAGAGAGAUGGCAGCUCGAGCCCUCGUUCCUUUUGUGCUGAUCACCCAGGUCUCGUCAACUGUGCAUUCUUUGCUUCAAGAGCUUCCUCAAGACCCUGGACCCAAAAUCCAACACAAUUACAUCCAUGGAACCCUGCUACAGGUGUUAUUUCUGCUUCGGUCUUACCAAAGUGAGUCACACAGACCCCUGCCAGCAGGAAAUGGAAUCGGUGAAGCUGUCCUUCAGCGCAUGUGGCUCGGCUCUCGAAAGAAUACCUGUGUGGUCACCAGAGGAGCCUUUCUGGAUGUGUUGGUCUGUCUGUGUGGGCCAAAGAUUAGUCUUCUGUGUGAUUCAGAGGUCAACAAGCUCCGUCAAGAGACAUUGUCCCUCCUGUUGAUCUCAACCCUGUUUGCCGACAACAGCCCCAUGUCCAACCUGGAGCCCGGCAGCAUCCAGUACAUGCUGAGCUUGACCAGGAUAGCCCUCAGUGCCAGCGUAGAUAUCCCUGAGCUUUGGGGGAGGCAGCCGCUCACCACUCAGCUCCUGGAGCGUCUGCUAAAGUGCCCAGAGUAUGAGGUGAGGGAGUUGGUCCUGGAGAGGGUCCUAAUGAGACUGAAAGAGGAGGAAGACCAGAAGAGGACACCUGCAUGGCUAAAUGAGACCACCCUGUUUACCCUAACAAGCCUGGCUCUUCAUGAAGGACACCCCCAGUGUCUGGCCAAGGUGCUUCAAGUGUUGAGCGUGUUGAGCUGUAAUGGUGAGCUCCACUGGAUGGAUUAUGUCCAACAUUUGUCUCAGGACAGUUUUCUGCUGCACCUCCUUACUCUGGCUCAGAGGACUGUUCACAGUGUGGAGCUGUAUUGUGCAGUCAUGACACUGCUAUCUCAACUGGUAAUCCAGGUUGUAAACUCGGAUCCAAAGGGUGCAAGUAUGACUUGCUUAUCACAGUGGGGGGCACUCGUGUGCUCAUCCUGCAGUGAGGAGCAGCAUGUGGAAGUUAAGAUGAUGGUUGCCAAUGUGCUGGUGAACUCAACGGGCACGCUACUGACCAGCUCUGAGCUGCCACUUGGUCUGGUCAGCACAGUGUCUCUGUGGAGCAGUCUGUUUAUGCUGUUGCAGGAUGAAGACCAGGAAGUUCGCAGUUCUGCCUCUGACUUCAUUGCAAAUGCACCAACUCAUCUGAUUCGUGCAGAUGUUGCAGGCGUGACGGUGUGUCCCCCCGUGGCCUUGGACGUUGGUGUGAGUCUCUUGUGUCGCCUCUUCGAACUGUGGAAGCAGGUACCAGCAGGCGUCGUCGCUCUGACAGAGUGGCUGCUGGGAGAAGAAGAAGGCAACGAGAAGGCAUGUGAAGAUGAUGCCUCCAGUCUGGAUGAAGAGGAUUUCCUGUUUGAAAAGGGCAACCUUAACCUGUGGGCCGAGCCAGUCCAGUGGGUGACGCUGCUUCACAGACACCUCAUUUCCCUCAUUCUUAGCUCCCAGCAGACUAGAGACUCAGGACGUACCGACCAGGAGCAGGCUCACCAAAUUGACACAUUGGCCUUCAAGGCCCGAGCCAAACUGGUGAGCUCCAAUCAAGCCCUGGAUUCCCUCCCAGUCCUGCCCCAGUUCUCCUGCCCCAUGGAACACGCCCGACUGGUACUGCAGCAGCAGAGGGCCACUCUGGCUCUGGAUGUGCUGGACACCCUGAAAGGAGAAAUUGAAUAAUAUUGCAACGUUGGAAAAAUCGGGAGACAUUUUCUGGUGUGAUAUGAAAGUGACACCUCACAAAGUGUUUUUAAUCAUCUUAUUUUUAUCAUCUGCUUUCCUCUUCUUUAUUUUUAUUUUUUGCCUGUUGUUAGCUGAUGUCUGAAAUUGACCAUUUUGAGAGAUACAUUUGGAGCGGCUUCCACUCAAGUCACACAUUGCAAGUCUACUUUGACUGACUUGACUUCCCUCGUGUUUAAUAAUCCAUCCAAUUGGACUUUGUUCUGUCCUUCCCUUACAUAAUGUAGAGGACAGCACAAUAGACGAUACUGUCUGUGUACAUGUGUGCCCGUGUAUCUUCACGGUGGCCGCAUACACAUUAACCCUUCUCCCUCCCUGGUAUCCAUGUUCCUUGUUACGGUAAACCUGACGUAAUGUUUUGGAACUGCUCAACACGCCCCAAUAAAAAGAGAGCUGUCUGAUUUGGA